CAGGAGGCUACACCCCCACCCAGCCCCGAGAACAUCGGUGCCCCGGCCAUGGAUCCACCGGAGCCCGCUGCGCCGGACGCGGCGAGCACGAACUGGGAUCCGCUGGUGGCUGCCUUACCGCCCCCCACCAGCGGCUGCCUGCGGCGUUUAGGCCACGAGCUCAGCGGCCUUCGCACGGAGCCGCUGCCCGGGAUCCAGGUGGCGCCCGAUGAAGAGAUCGCCACCAUGGUCCACGCGCUCAUUGAAGGACCGGAAGGUACGCCCUACGAAGGCGGACUCUUUCACUUCAUCCUGUUGGCCACGCCCAAUUACCCUCACGAGCCGCCCUUGGCGCGCUUCAUGACCACGGGGCAACAACAAGUGCGCUUCAACCCACAAUUCUACACCUCCGGGAAGGUUUGCCUGUCGAUUCUGAACACUUGGCCCGGUCCUGGAUGGAACCCCUCCUUCAGCUUUCGCGUGGUGCUUUUGCAGCUCCAAGCGCUGAUGAACAGCUGUCCCGCCUUGAACGAGCCGGGCGUGAUGAUGAUGAGCAAUCCCGAGGAAUACAACUCCUUUUUGCGCCACGAGACCUUGCGCGUGGCGGUGCUGGGGAACUUGGAAAUGGCGGAGGAGACCUUGCGAGACGAGCGGACGCAACGCGACGAGGGCUCGGCGCCCGAGCCGGGCGCGCCCCUCCCGCCCGUCGUGCGCCCGUCUGCGGCGCUGCCGGUGGACUUGGCCAAGGAAGUGGUGGACAAGGUGCACAUGAACGCGGCCAAGUUCGAAGCGCGCUGCCGGCAGCUGGGGGCCUCCACUCCAGAUGGCCAGCUCUUGCCGGGCGUACCCCGCGCGGUCGCCAGCAGCUUCUCUGCCAUGGCCAUGCGCUUCCGCGCGCUGAGCCCCAACGCCGCGGCGGAGAACGCCGGAGCAGCGGAGAACGCCGGAGCAAAUGGAGUGGACCGGGCGGUGCAGGUGGACGAGGAGGGUGAAGAGUGCCGAAUUUGUGGAUGUGGCCCUGAGGAGGGAGAGCUUCUGCAGCCCUGUGGCUGUAGCGGCAGCAUGGCAUCAGUACAUCGCGCCUGCGCGGUCGAAUGGAUCCGCCGGAACAACAGCCCACAGUGCCCCAUUUGCGGCCAGGCCUACUCCGACCGGUCCCUGAGGGUCUUCGGCAUGGUCCGGCGCUACAAGCGCCGCUGCAUUGACAUGGGGCGGUUUGCCUGUGGUCUUGGGGUGGUUUUCGCCUGUGUGGUGCUGAACCUGGCCGCCAGUGGGAUUUUGCCUGUGGAGAUUGCACCCUGGGAGCUCGACCGCUGGCGUGUGCGGCCGGCGCCGACCGGACCCAGUUGGUGCACGUCUUCAGCUCAAGAUUUCUCCGUGGGAGCCGAGGGUGGUCGACCUUGGUUGCGAUGGGAGUUGCCGGAGCAAAGCGACACCGCCGAGGAGGCGGUCUUCUUCGAGCCGGAUGAUGCCAGCGUCAAGGGCUACAAGUUCACACCUCCCUACCGGCUCCGUGGGCGAUGGCUUCUCCCUGCGACGGAACUCCUCGAGCGAUGGCAGCAACCGCUGGUGGAGGAGUUGGUCUUCCAUCCGUUGACCCCGUGGAGCAGCCGGACGUUGCCAGUGCCCGUCCGCUUCGAGGCGAUGGUGAGACACUUGCAACAGCAGCGAUUCUUCCGGAGGCCGGUGCCGCUUCGCAGGGUCAUGGCGGAGUGGCAGCAGACCACGGCCAAGGAGCAGGUGCGGCGGCAGAGGCGGCAGAAGGAGAGCAAGAUGACGAAAGAGACGAAGGACGUCGCAGCGCGAGGGAAGGGCCGAGGCCGCGGACAUAUAGGCCGCUGGGCGAUGCUCCGCUGCCGCCUGCGCUCCGCCUUGGAGCCCACGCCCUCGGUCACCGUGAGGCUGAGGCCUUCUUACUGUGCCGAAGUCGCUGUGCUGCUGGUGCUUUUCGCCUGGUUAGCCCUUGGAGUGAGGAGCUUCUUUUGGAUGCUCAUGUGUUGCCACCUGUGCAGACGGUGGUUCCCGCUCCCCCUCGUGCUCGCUGCUGCAAUGUUGGCCAACCUGCUCCGCUACCGGGUGAAGCGGCGCCUGGUGCGGCUGCAGAUGAUGCGCACGCGCUCGCAGUUGGAGGGUGACGCUCUUCUACUUCUGCUGCUCCUACUGGGAGCCUCAUGUGCAGGACAAGGCGGUCUGCUACGGACGCUUGACCUGGUCCGCACGCGCGAGGGUGAACUGCCGCCUCCACCCCCUCCGCCCCAGGAGUUGGACUCUGGGCUGGGCCUCUUCUCAUGGCUGAUGCUGGUGCUAGUCGCCUGGUUAGCUAUGGCCACGGUGGCGAAGCGACCGGAGGGACAUGACGCAGAAGGCGCGAACAGCUGGGCGGCCUUGUGGCAUGGUUGUGCCUGGGCCGCUGCAGGAGCCUUGCUGUGUUUGGCCGCGGUCGCUCCCAUCUUCGCGUGGUAAAAAAGGGAGUCCGCAGUGUCCGCGACGUGACGCGACUUGGCGGAGUCCGCACAGAGACCUGGUGUUUCAAUGGAGUGUUCCGAUUCGUCACAAGCUGGGUGUGGGUGAAGCUAGAAGCUAGAAAAUAGCUGGGUGUGGGUGUGAGUGACUGCUGUAGCGAACGGGUGUUUCUGAUCCACGCCCGACCUUUGAUCAAAAGGC
Molecule: messenger RNA, 2643 nt
Organism: Durusdinium trenchii
Lineage: Eukaryota; Dinophyceae; Suessiales; Symbiodiniaceae
Source: the annotation of a GenBank genome assembly